CAUGCUGAAGAAUGUAAAUCUUGUACAGUAGCUUUCCUCUUUCAAAUCACCUAAUUGUGCGGCUCAAAAUGGUGGCGACGACAAAGAAAAACAAUACGACGGAUUAAUGUGACCAGCACGUGACGAUGUGACAGAUAGGUACAGCAGGCUCGUUCGUGUUAUUGAGUCGGGAUAUGUCGCUGCUCAAGGAGUUGCAAGCAUGUCGUGUCUAUAAAUGACAGACCACAAAACAAAGACAUGCUGUAACUGAGACGUAACAGAGCUGGAGACGGUGUCACCAUGAAGAGCUUCGGCUCCAGGUGGGCCUUCACUCUGGGCUUCCUGGUGGGAGCCUGCAGCGUCUUCUUCUUCCUGCGCCAGGUGCGUUUUGAGAGGAGCUACCCAGUGCUGUCAGGGGCUCAGGAAAAAGCCAGCACGACACCGAGCAGCUGGAGGAAGGAAGGAGGUGCUCUCAUCAACCUGCUCCACCCUCACCAUGCAGGUGAAGACAGCCGAGUAGCAGAUCUGCUGUACCAGAAGGUGCGUGUUCUCUGUUGGGUGAUGACGGGGCCGUAUAACCUUGAGAGCAGGGCUCGCCAUGUCAAGGCCACAUGGAGUCGCCACUGUAAUGUGGUGGUGUUCAUGAGCUCGGUGGAGGACCUUGAUUUCCCCACAGUGGGCCUGGGCACCAAGGAGGGCCGGGACCAGCUCUACUGGAAGACCAUUAGAGCCUUUCAUUAUGUAUAUGAACACCAUGCGGACGAAGCUGAUUGGUUCUUAAAAGCAGAUGAUGACACCUUCAUUGUGGUGGACAACCUGCGUUGGAUUCUGUCCAAUCACACCCCAGAGGAGCCCAUCUAUUUUGGCAAGCGCUUUAAGCCUUACACCAAGCAGGGCUACAUGAGCGGGGGCGCUGGCUAUGUGCUGAGCAAAGAGGCGCUCAGGAGAUUCGUGGAGGGUUUCAGAACCAAAGUUUGCACACAUACCACCCCAGUAGAGGACCUGGCUCUGGGACAGUGCUUAGAGAAGAUGAAUGUUCUGGCAGGAGACUCCAGAGACACUUUGCACCGAGAAACUUUUCACCCAUUUGUGCCAGAACACCACCUAACGGGAAAGUUCUCUAAGACCUUCUGGUACUGGAGCUAUUGUUACUACCCAAUUGUUGAGGGUCCACAGUGCUGCUCUGACCUGGCAGUAUCUUUCCACUAUGUAGAAGCAGAUAUGAUGUACAUGCUAGAGUACUACACCUACCAUCUUAGAGCAUACGGCUACAGGCCACGCUACCAGCCACCUUUGCCGCACCUUAAGGACCUGCACGGAGUCUCACGGACAGCUGUGCCAACACAAGCGAAAAUGAAAGCUGCUCAAGAGGUGAUUGAUGGAAAGAACCACACAACUUUGUCCGUCUCCGUCAGAGCAAACCAGACUAAAGCAGAGAUGGAGGAGAGAGGAAGUCCAAACUCUGGGCUGCUUGCUGGGAACAGAACAGCAGUCACACGUGGAUGAUUGUGCGUUUAUAUGCAGCUGAAUGUGAAUGAUUGUUCCUGAGAGGUAAUUUUUACACUUGGCGGGAUGUUUUUUGCUAUCAGAGCUGACUGAUCACAGCAUAUACCAGCCAGUGGGAGACUACAAGAGCUCACAGUGUGAGAGGUUUAGAUUUCAGUUUCAUUUAACACAACAUUAAGGUUUAUACAUGGUUACUCCAUGUGUUGGAAACAGGAAUGAUGCAGAGGCACCAAGAGUAUUAUUUUUAAGUAUUUUUUGCAAAUUCCUGAUCUGAGUCAAUGAUACAAGAGCAGAUGUUGAAUUUUUUUUAAAUGUAUUAUUUUUCAUGUUUGUUUUCUUGACAUGGGGAGCAUUUUCAGAUUGACCUAUCUUUUUUUCUAUCAAAGGGUGCACAGCACACCCCCUUUCCACCUUUUAACAGUGUCUAAUUAAACUGUUGAGCAAUGCUUUGAUCAAAAUGAACACAGAUUAAGCACCAGAGAAGGUUUUAGCCUCUAUAUAAACCAGCUCUAAACAGCGUUAUUUUUUUUUUUUUUUAAACAGUCUUGUGUGUUUCUUUAAAUGCAAAUGAGGUUUUCCCACCCUGCCCCUCUCCUCUGAGGGUGUGCCAACAGGAGCACAGUUGUGGGUGAAGAUCUCUGAAUGCAGGUACUAUUUAUAGCGUCACACUGAGCACAGAUUCUGAACUGUCAGUCAGAUUUCAUUAUUUCAAAUAUAGGCAAACCAUAAACAAAGGACUGGGUUGGCUAGUGUCACAUUUUCAAGGUUGGUAGACACUUUGAAUACCCAAAGUUGUGUGUACAAAAUACGUUAUGUUCAUGUUCAUGUUCCCCUUAAACAGAGACUGAGAUAGAAUAUCUGUGCUGCUAAGGUUCUCUGGCUAAGAAAGGAAAUGGACGACUGUUGCAUUCAAAUUUAAAUAAUUGAAGUCCCUGUAAAGUGAUAAAAAACAUUUGUUUUAGGUGUUGUUGUAUGAUAGGUCACUAUGUUAUGAACCACCAGGCCAAAUUUUAGUCAUGGGAAUCAUCUUUAAGUUUAUAAAAAUUAAGCUUCAAACCAUGAAAAAUGAGGCAGUAAAAUCUGCUCUAUGAUGAUAUGGGUGUGGCAGAUUAAUGAGCUGAAGCCACACCCACUCACACGAAAUAAAAUCCUCUCAGAUUUUAAAAAAGGCUUCAAUCUGAAUGGAAGAAACACCAAUCUCCUAAGCUGCUAUGUUACAGCUCUCUUUUUAAAGCCACCAGAUAAACAGUUACAUUUAUGUCUCUACAUACGUUUUCUGAGUCAUGUGAAGUUAAGUCUCUCUUCCUUUAUAGAUGUCUUUUGUUAAGUUGCUGCUGAAACCACUCUAUUUCCUGAUUUUGCUCUUCAAAAUAAAAGUCUUCAAUGAUGAUUAGCAUUGAAAGCUUUUAUUGUGAUAGACUUGACAGGUAUUGAACAAGUCUAUCAUUGAAUGCUUUACUAAGCUUCAGUAAUGCUACGCUAACAGACAGGGUGGAUCAAACUGUUUCUGCUUAGAGAGAGACAAAGCCACAGUCUGCUUCUUUUAAUCAUCCAGGACUAAAGACUAGUGAAAUAUAGAUUAAAACACACCUUCAGCAAGUAAGAUGUUUGUUCCUACUGCAUCUGGUCCAAGUGGAAAAUAGACAAGCACUCCUGCAAUUGGCCUGCCCCCUGACAUUAUGCUGAACUCUUUCCAGAGUGCGGUUGUCUGGCUCUGUGCAGGGGCAGCGAGACAAAAGUUAGAGAUUAGAUUUACUGUUUUCUGGCACAAAUCUUUCAAUUAUGAUGCUUUUAAUUACCAUAGGCCACCGUGGCUGAAAUUUACCUCACAAUGAAAAAAAUGCAGCAUGUAGAUGGCUGAACGAAGGCAGUAACAUCAGCUAAUGCAGUGGUUUCCAAACUUUUUUAGUCACCCCAUUGGCAGAUGGAAAUAUUUUUCAGAGUAUGAUUUGCUUGUUGUUUUUUUAAGAUUUAUAUUGGACUUUUUAUGUCUUUAUUGAAAGAGGAGGACAGUGGACAGAAUCGGAAACAGAGAUGAGAGAGCUGGGGAGAGAUGUGGGAAAGUACCGCAGGCUAGAUUCAAACCUGGUCCAACCGUGUACGAGGGGUGUGCCUUAAACCACUAGGCCAUUUAUGGUCUGCUUUGAUUUAUUUUUUGUCUUAAUUGCAGCAACAGCAGAAAAAAAACUAUGCAGAAGGAAAGUGUGGCCAAGGCUCUCUAUGGCACUGUUGAAUUUGAGGUGAUAUCAACGAACUGCUCCUAUUCUGCAGUGCUGAAGUCAUCAGCUUGUGUUGCUUAGCCUUGACUUGCUGCACCCCCUUAUCAUGACUUUGGGCCCUCCCUGGGGGGCCCAUGGCCCACUUUGGGAACUACUGAGCUACUAACAGACUUUAUUGAGAUGGACUGCUCUGUGAUUUUAUAUCGUUGUAGCAUUAGGGGAGUGGGAUAAUUCCCCAUAGCGACCUGUGAUGUUGUGAGCUACUAUACCCUGCCCCAAUAAAACCAAGCCAGGAAAGGGAUGAACAACUUUUUUACAGUCUAAAUCAAAAAUUCAGUCCUGCAUUGAUCUCAGUGUUUUCACAUGUUUACAGCAGUCUUGUUUGAACAUAUCUAGGUUGCUAAAACAUAAAAUUUGGGUUUCACUUUACAGGGACUUUAAUCUUUUCUUUUGCCUCUAUGAUAACAGGAUUUUUGAUCAAAUGUUGUAUUUCUUUUCUUAAUUACUUUUUUAAAAAUGACUUAAUGAUUUACUGUGUUUUUAAAGCUCCCAUGAGGCACUGCUUUGCUUAGAAGCUCAAAAAAUGCUUCAGUAUUAAUUAAACUUUGUUUUAGAACAGUGUAAACUUCUCCCAGGAGCGUUAAAUAGUCAGCACUCAUUCUAAAUUCUCAGUCGGCAGGGGUGUGAUGUUUGUUUUAGUUAAGAGAAGCGGCUGUAUCAAAUGUACUUUCUUCUGACUUUAAGGGUGUUCGAAGCUCUGAUAAGAGCAUAUUUGAAAGCACUUGUGCCUCUGUCAAAGAAUGCUGUGGCUUCUGAUGAUCACAAUGUUACACAGAGCUCUGAUCAAUCCCUCCUGUCAAAGCCGUUUUUAUAAAUCCCAGCAGUGAAUGCUGUAGCAGGUGUGCUUGAACAUCUCUGUCUGCACUGGAGCCAAGGGGAAUAAACAUCAACAGCUGCAGGAAAUGCAGACAUUUUUAUGAAUAAAUUAUGUAUAAAAGUAUGUUUAUUUUGAAGAAAAUGAAUACAAUGGUAAAGAAAAAGCAUGAAUCAUCAGUGACUUCUCAUCAUUUUUGUCUUUAGAUAAAACAAAUACAGUCUGUGUGGAUUAUGAAUGCUUUCAUUAGCCAGCUGGCAGGUUGACAGUGUGAAACAUGUCUUUAAGUUGUUAUCUUGAGAUAUUUACUAUAUUGUGGGUAUUCUUUGUGAUCCUGUGCCUUUGUUGUUAAAUGAGAAGGUUGCUUGUGUAAAUGCCUACAGCCCCUGAAGAAACCUGCAACAAAGCACAAAAAGCAAAGAUAUAAGAAUGAC
This is a messenger RNA of Cheilinus undulatus (humphead wrasse), 5012 nucleotides long. RefSeq names its product core 1 synthase, glycoprotein-N-acetylgalactosamine 3-beta-galactosyltransferase, 1a (gene c1galt1la). Gene Ontology annotation, cellular component: membrane. The record is from RefSeq and is a predicted model, not a curated record. Lineage: Eukaryota; Metazoa; Chordata; Actinopteri; Labriformes; Labridae. Bases 280 to 1485 code for a protein of 401 amino acids. The transcript is spliced from 4 exons. Gene Ontology annotation, molecular function: N-acetylgalactosaminide beta-1,3-galactosyltransferase activity.